AUGACGGUGGAUCCUGAGCUUUCGUCCGCACAUGCGAAUCUGCAAAAGGAAUUCCACGCUUUAGAAAGCAGCAAGGGUCAGAAUGAACAAGCACUAAAGGCUGUCGGCACGCAACUCGCGCUGCUCAAAGUCAUGCUGACAGAGCGGGACAUACUUUACCCACAGUUCGUAGAUCUUGCACAGCAGAAGGAUGCUCUUUUGCUUGCACGCGACGUCCUGGAGAUUGGCGCGCUGUGGAGUAUCCGUGCACAGGACACGACGAGCUUCGAUCGUUACUGGAGCCAGCUCGUGUCAUUUUACUUGGACCUAGGAAAUGCUCUGCCUCGAUCAAGCAACUAUGAGCCGAUUAUUGGGCUUUCGCUUCUCCGUGAUCUCUCAACUAACUCGAUUGCAUCAUUCCACAUCGCCCUUGAGUCACUGCCGAUGGAACUGGUACGUGACUCUCCCUAUAUCCAGCACCCUGUUCUGCUAGAGCGAUGGCUCAUGGAGGGCUCCUACUCGAAUGUAUGGCGCGAGCGUGAAAAUGUUCCGCGCGACGAAUACCGUUUCUUUGUGAACAGUCUUAUGGUGACCAUUCGCCACGAGAUUGCUUCAUGCGAAGAAAAGGCGUAUGACACACUCCCGCUCAACGAUGUUGCCACACUGCUGUUCUUCGACAGCUUACCAGAAGUGCUGGAGUUUGCUAAAGAACGUGGCUGGCAUGUGAAUCCAACGAAUCAGACCGUUGAGUUUGCGAACAAGACGACAGAGUCUUUGGAUGAGCAUGAACAAAUCCCGAAACGCUCUACCAUUACCACGAACUUGCACUUUGCCAAAGAACUCGAAAGCAUUGUAUGA
Molecule: messenger RNA, 837 nt
Organism: Malassezia globosa CBS 7966
Lineage: Eukaryota; Fungi; Basidiomycota; Malasseziomycetes; Malasseziales; Malasseziaceae
Exons: 1
Coding region: 1-837 (278 amino acids)
Biological process (GO): proteasome-mediated ubiquitin-dependent protein catabolic process
Cellular component (GO): proteasome regulatory particle; cytosol; nucleus
Source: RefSeq, a predicted model, not a curated record